AUGUCACAGGGUCAUUUGUCAUUAUAUAUACAUGUAUAUACUUUACCAUUAUUAUAUCCAAUAUGAUAUAUAGUGCAUUUCUUAUAAAUAUAUUCUUCCUUAUCCAUCCAUUCUUCAUCUCAUAUUUACUCCCAUAGCCUCAUUAUAUCAUUCAUCAUAUAUCAGACACUAACUAUAGUAACUGGUGACGGGCCUCAUUUUUUCGCUCAUGAUUUACCGCCACGCAUGCGCACGGCAGAUUUGAAUUACAGUUGUAGAGUGAAAACCUAACUCUUGUCUUUGUGUUGAUUAUUUAUUUAUUUUGCUGCCUCUGUGUGUUUUUACAGGUAAUUUACUUAUAUAUGUGUAUUGAUAUAUAUUCAUUCUUCAUUUUCUCAUUCAUCGUUUGUUUCAUGAUUUUGACGGUUUUGUAUAUUUAUGAAAUGCACUGAAGAUUUGAAUUACAGUUGUAGAGUGAAAACCUAACUUCUGUCUUUGUGUUGAUUAUUUAUUUAUUUUGCUGCCUCUGUGUGUUUUUACAGUCUCAACCACAAGAGAGAACUUAUAAAAACCCUUCGACGAAUAUAGAAGGUAACAAAUUGGUGGCCAGUGUGACUUUUGUGUUUUUGGGGCGAAGCCGUUGUGGACGAAUCGAGGUGUUUCCCUUGACGUCACAGGACUUCCUCAGAGCAGCCAAUCAACGCCAUAGCUAGCGCUACACAUUUUUCUGCUACGUCACUGCAUAUACACAUGGAAUUCCCUAAGUAGCAUGGAGUGAUUUGUUUUUAUUCGUUUAUUAUAUAGAUCGAUCUAACUCUUCAUUUAUUUGGAUUACAUUAAUUUUACCGGUUUAAUUCAACUAGAUAUCAUCAUAUUUAACGCGUCUUCAAAUAAUUAUAGUGCACUUUGUUUACAUCAGGAAUUAUCAUCGUUGGAAUUGAAAGUGAAAAACUGAGUGAAUUCAUUGAUUUUGUCAGCUGCCAUUCACAGUAACAGACACAGUAAAGCAUGUAGCAUUUCACAGCAAUUGGUAUUGGUGAGAUUAAUAUUAACAUAAAUAAUAUAUUCCCUUGAGCCCUAUAUCUUUGUAAACUUUGACUGAUAUUUACUAGUAUCUACAUAGUCAUACUGUAUUUUGUCCUUACACAGCCAGCUAUUUUUCCUUUUGGUAUUUUUGGCAUACUUUUACAUUUUGGCAUUAAUAGUUUUGCAUAGCAACAGCUGGUUUGUUUAAAAAAAAAAAAAAAAAAAAAAAAAAAGAAGUGGUCUGUCAAAAUUCAUUUAAUUUAACUGUAGGUUAUAGUAUUCAUAAAUAGUAUUUUUACAGCCCUGUGACAAUAUUGACAAAUUGACUUUGACGGUUGACUUUAUUAUUUUGUAAUGGAUAUUUUCUAUACCGGUUAGUACUUUAGGUGUUGAACAGGAAUGAGUUAGUUAAUGCUGUAGUGCAGAAGAUGGUCACAAGUUAUUUCACCAACAGCUAUGAAUAUAAAUCAGUGUGAAGAAUAUUUUAGUUUGAGCUAAAUAUUGUUCAAAUAAAUGAAAUUGUAAAUUGGUUUAAUUGAUUGAUACAAGUUACUGAAACCAGUGAUAGUUUAUAACUAGUAUAUGUUAUAAAUUAUUUAGUUUGAGAAGAUAUAUACUUGAAAGCAGAUCUUGUUUGAUAUUGAGUCAGAUAAGUGCUGCUAGCAAGACAGUUUGCGCGAAAUUUUGUGGAAGUUGUUUCAUGUUUUUGUCGAUGGAAGUAUUUUUAUUUGGAGCUGCUGGCGAAAUACUGUAAGGAAAGGUAUUGUGAAAUGUGAAAUGUUGUUAUAUUAAAGCAAAUAGAAACUGAAGUUGGUUUUGUGUUUUAUUUUGGUAAAUGUUGAUAUAGUUUUGACCUUGAGGAGAAGUUGUGCUACAGUGUUUAUCUAAAGGGUAAGGUAUACUAGUGGUGUCAAAAGUCUGUCGCCUAAUAGUUUUGAGCUGAAUUUGUUGUUGCACUUGUUUGUUAUACAGGUACUUUUAAAAACAGUUCUACCAGAUAGUGGAAAUUUCUUUUGAAAUUUAUUGAAAGUAUGGUGUACCAGUAGGAUCAAAAGAAUUUGAUUCUUGUUUGUUAUUGCAAUUGUUUUAUAUACAGUUACAAUACUUUAACCCGAGAUAGCGUUCUACCUGUAUAGUUGAUAUUUCUUUUCUUUUUUUUUAAAAAGAAAUAUAUAUGGUGUACUAGGGGAGACAUAACAUUUUUUUUGAAAUGUAAAGUAACUACACCUAGUACUUGGUAUUAAAAGUAUAUAACUUUUAAGAGGUAUUUGUUUGAAAUAUCAUUUUUGUACAUUGUAAAGAAGUGAUAUUAUUUAAUUGAAUUGUGUGAUUUUUAUUUUUGCACAAUUCUACCAUAGUUGUCACCUUGUUUGUCAAUUUUUGUCAUCAUGGAUUUGAAUAAUACUGCAUCAGGCUAUACUGACCGUGAACUUGAACAUUAUGCUGAUAUUAUCCGUCGUUCGGGAAAGUUCCAUCUUUAUUAUGUGGAAUCUAGCACACCAGCCCCUCCUACUUUGCCCAGGGAAACCUCUCAUACCCCUGAUAGAGAAUUUGCUGCUAGAUAUAGCACUGGUACCCCUUUACCAGGAACUGGUGCAUGUGGUACCAGCCAUCCCAGUAGGCAUUCUUUGUUUAAUACAGGUUCCAGGAGAGAGUCUUCAUGUACCCCUGCUGCCAGAUAUUCAUUUCCUAAACCUUAUGUGAAUACACACACUGUUGAUAAUAAUCCACUUCCUCCACCCCCUAUACCUUCUCCACCCAUACAGUAUUCUUUUUCUCACUCUAAUGGUUUACAGCAACCUGCUCAAUUUUCUUCUAGAGUACCUAAGUUGCCUGAGUUUUCUGGUGAGGAUCCUGAUGAUUGUGCUUUUGACUUAUGGAGGUAUGAGAUCAACUGUUUGAUCAGGAAUGCGGUGUAUCCUGAACAUAUUUUACUUGAAUCCAUCAGGAAGAGUCUGAAGGGUAAAGCCCGUACAGUUCUUUUACAUCUUGGAGAGGAUGCUUCUGUUCAGGAUAUUUUGUCUGAAUUGGAGGGUAUUUAUGGUAAUGUCUCCAGUGGUGAGAAGCUGAAGGAGAAGUUUUAUUGUGCUCAGCAACUACCUGCUGAAUCUAUUGCAGAUUAUAGCCUUAGAUUGGAACAGCUUUUGUCCAAGUCUAACAUUAGGUUUGAGCAGUCCACCAAGAAUGAGAUGUUAUGUAAUAGGUUGUGGUCUGGGUUGUAUGACCAACAUCUCAGAAGUGUAUCUAGGUAUAAGUUUGAAAGUAUCCAUGAUUAUGGAGUACUUAGGAAGGAGCUCAGACAGAUGGAACAGGACUUAGAAUUAAAUAAGAAGAGUCCAUCUUCUCUCACACUUCCAGUGAGUAAGGCUAAGUCCUCCCAUGUUCAAUCCCCUGAGGGUAAGAAAACUCCAGAUGUCAAGGUUGAACCUGCUUCCCUGUUAAUGUCAUCUGUUGAGAAUAAGAUUCUUCAACAGUUACAGGAUUUGACCAACCAGAUGAAGCAGCUGAAUUCCAGGGUUGGCACUGUUGAGAAGGAACUUCAGGGUUUGAAGAAGUCCAGAAACUACCAGGGUGGAUACCAAGAUAGGAGCAGAUGGAGUGAUAAGAGUAAGGAGCAGGGUCCAGCCAAAGAAACACCUAAGGCUAAUGACAAGUCUGUUGCAGAUAAGGUUCCAGAGAAUCCUUUAAACCGGAAGUGACCUUCUCAACAGGGCCAACAGGAGGUCAGCCAUUUUUUAAAGGCCCAUUUAUUGCACCUUUGGUAGGUCAUGCCAAUGAGGUUGAAGUUCUCAUUUGUGGCACUUCAUGUAAAGGUCUUCUUGAUUCCGGAAGCAUGGUUUCUUCUAUUAGUGAAUCUUUUUAUUCAUCUUUAGUUCCUAGACCAGAACUUCACAGCCUUACAGAUUUUAGUUUGGAUAUUUCCAGUGCUAAUGGUUCUUCCGUUCCUUACAUUGGUUAUAUUAUUGUUGAUAUUGGUAUACCAAAGGUUGAUUUUAACCCUGUUUCUGUGCCAUUGUUAGUGGUUCAGGAUACCAAGUAUUCUUUUUCAGUUCCUUUAAUUGUAGGUACCAAUGUUUUAAAUUUUCUUAAAACUUUGGCCCCUACCUGUCAGGUACCAGCUGAAUGGAGUGAUGUUUUUACUGUUUUAUCUUCUGUAAAUUGCCUUCCUGUCAGAAGUCUUAGUGAUAUCAGUGUUCAGAUCCCACCUUUUGAAACCAAAACUGUUAUUGGCAAGGUUCGCAAUGUUUGUAAUAUGUCUGAAGCUGUUACUGAGAAUAUUGACAAUAAUGUAUCAGUAUCUGUUUGUCCAAACCUUGUUCAUGUGAAACCUACAA
This is a messenger RNA of Ruditapes philippinarum (Manila clam), 4340 nucleotides long. RefSeq lists its product as uncharacterized. Lineage: Eukaryota; Metazoa; Mollusca; Bivalvia; Venerida; Veneridae. The coding region runs from base 2394 to 3704 and encodes 436 amino acids. The record is from RefSeq and is a predicted model, not a curated record. The transcript has 2 exons.